CAAUUAAUGUGUCAAAACAUUAUCGCAUCCACCGUGCAGUGUAUGGGUAUAUAAACGGAUGUAAAAUUUUCAGUUACAUUCCUCCAGUGCUCCAAUCCUUACAUAUACGAGUACUUCACAGCAAAUUCAGGUGACAAUGAUCCGCCAAGCUGUCUUCAUAAUCGCCGCCAUGGUGCUCUUGAGUGCUAGCGCACAACGUGGCGCCUUAGCGCGAAAAAUGAUGCGCGAUAUGUUAAGGUCACAAAUGGAGGAUCAAAUGCGACUUGACAGCCCUUAUAGUCGCUCUGCCAAGGACAAGGACAUGCAGUUAAAGAUGCUGGAAGACCAACAACGUUCCGGUAUCUCUUCUGCUGCAGCCCGUGCCAUGGCCGAUCAGGUUUUGAGGGCCUCAGCGGAAGACCUACAGCGUUCAGGCGUUGUUUCUGCUGCGACCCGUUCCAUGGUUGAUCAGGUUUUGAAAGCCUCCGUGGAAGACCACCUGCAGCGUUCUGGCAUGCCUUCACAAAUAGCUCGCUCUGUCGCCGAUCAGGUUCUAAGGGCUGCGUCCAUUGAAGACCAAAUGCAGCGCACUGGCAUGUCUUCCUCUGCAGCCCGCUCUGUUGCUGACCAGGUUUUGAGGUCCUCUGUGGAAGACCACCUACAGCGUUCAGGCAUGGCUUACUCUUCAGCCCGUUCUGUUGCUGAUCAGGUUUUGAGGACGGCCAGCAUGGAUGACCCGCAACAGCGCAUUGGCAUGCCUUCCGCCUCAUCCCGAUCAGUCGCUGAUCAGGUCUUAAGAGCCUCAAUGGGAGACCAUCUACAGCGUACCGGUAUGUCUUCUGUUGCGGCUCGUACCGUUACUGAUCAGGUUUUAAGGUCCGCUCUGGAUAAUAAGAAAUGGACGAGUGGAUGGAGAAGUGGUUCCGAUAUGGACUCUGCUGUAAACUCUGGUGUAGACAAAUCCGUUACUGAUCAGCUUCUGAGAUCCAUGAUGGAUAACCAACAACGCAAUGGUCUGUCUAUGGCUGAUAAAACUAUGAGAAACUACGCAGAUGACCAAGAUCAACGUAGCGGAAUCUCUGGAAUGUCCUCGAUCUCAGGAAUGUCCUCAAUGUCCCGUUCAAUGGCCGACCAGCUUUCGAGGUCAGCCUGGCAAAAACAAGACCAAGACGAUUAGACGUGAUGUAGCUUUAUUUCUUGACGAUUAGUGCUGCGACGCGUUGCAGCCGCACCUGGAUUGAGCGAAUCACAAUUAAUUAUAAUUAUUGAUAUAAAU
Messenger RNA from Cydia strobilella, 1255 nucleotides. RefSeq lists its product as uncharacterized. The record is from RefSeq and is a predicted model, not a curated record. The transcript has 16 exons. NCBI's taxonomy places the organism in Eukaryota, Metazoa, Arthropoda, Insecta, Lepidoptera, Tortricidae. Bases 137 to 1156 code for a protein of 339 amino acids.